Messenger RNA from Sinocyclocheilus rhinocerous, 1195 nucleotides. RefSeq names its product CD2 antigen cytoplasmic tail-binding protein 2-like. Bases 134 to 1195 code for a protein of 353 amino acids. The record is from RefSeq and is a predicted model, not a curated record. The transcript is spliced from 6 exons. Gene Ontology annotation, cellular component: U5 snRNP. Lineage: Eukaryota; Metazoa; Chordata; Actinopteri; Cypriniformes; Cyprinidae.
GAAGAAGAAGAAGAAUCCGGUUCACCUCCAGGUGGCGACUCUCUGGCGACUCGGCCAGAAUCUCACGAAUGACGUUGUUCCGGUUUUUUUUAGUUAGCUUGAAUGGCGCAGCGGGGAGAAUAACAUCCAGAGCAUGUCGAAAAGGAAAGUGACGUUUGAGGAUGGAGAUGGGGAGAUCACUUUGGAAGAUGCUCCAAAGAAGAAGAUUGUUGAUGGCCCAGGAUCCAGAUUUAAGGAGAAACACUCUUUGGACAGUGAUGAGGAAGAUGGAGAAGUUGGAGAAAAUAGCAGCAAAUAUGACAUCCUUGCAAAUGAUGAUGUGGAAGGCCAGGAAAUGGCAACCAUUGACUGUGAUGAGGGUGUAUGCAUCACUCCUUUUAAUCUCGUUGAGGAAAUGCAGGAGGGACACUUUGAUUCAGAGGGAAACUAUUUUGUCAACAAAGAGAAAGAUAUCAGAGACAACUGGCUGGACAAUAUUGACUGGGUGAAGAUAAAAGAACAGCCUGUGAAAAAGAAGAAAGGCCUUGCAGCUAAGCGGAAGAGAAGAAUUGGUGAUGAAGACGAAGCAGAAGAGGAGAUAAAACGGGAGGAGCAGCGGAAAGACAGUGAGGAAGAUGAGGAGGAAGAAGAGGAGAAAGGACCUGCAGAAGACCCUCUGGCUACGUACAGCCAUCAUCAACUCACAGAAGCCGUCAUUGAGCUGAUGCUGCCUGGAGAAACAGUGGCUGCUGCUCUGAGAAGACUUGGCGGUCUUGGAGGACACAAGAAGAAAGGGAGACUGAGAGAAGGAGAGGAGGAGAAAAAAGAGACUUCGAACAGAGACGCUGAUAAACUAGACAAACUGACAGCAUUGGCAGAUAGACUAGUGGGGAUUGGAGAAUUUGAAAUUUAUCAGCAGACUUAUGAAAAACUGGCCUACAAGCUGAAGGGGUUGACUCGAGGAAAGGCAGCCAAAACGCUAGAGGAGGAAAAAGAUGAUCUAGACAUGUUCGCUGAGGAGUUUGAUGAGAAGCAUGGUGCAGAAAAAGAUGAGGAUAAAGACAACAGCAGAGUGAAUGAUGUGGUCAUGUGGGAAUACAAAUGGGACAAUGAGGAAAACUCUGAGCUCUAUGGGCCCUUCAGCAGCCAACAGAUGCAGGUAAGACAUUAUCGGUGCUUUAAUAUCAAACUUCAGUUUGCACAAGUAAAUGAAUGA